Molecule: messenger RNA, 1897 nt
Organism: Phoenix dactylifera (date palm)
Lineage: Eukaryota; Viridiplantae; Streptophyta; Magnoliopsida; Arecales; Arecaceae
Source: RefSeq, a predicted model, not a curated record
AUGACCGACGCCGAGCCCUCCUCCCCCUCCUCCGCCGCCUCCGCCGACUUUUCAUGCGCCGCCGUCUGCUCCACCUCCGCCACCGCGGCCGAGGCCAGCCCGCCGCCGUCGUCGGUGUGCUCCGCCUGUGGUGGCCCCACCGCCUCCAUCUCCUCUGCCGCCGGCCGCCACUUCCUUGGCUUCGUCGCCGAUCUCUCCCACUCUGUCCGCGGCCGCAAGAUCUCCGCCACUUUCCUUCUUUCAAUAUUCUGUGCCUUUAUCAUGAAUGAGUGCAGAAAUAAUCAUUUUUAUGAUGAAUCUCGAAGGGUCAGGCUGAAGUCAACAAAAAAUGUAUUAAACAUUUCUAAGCUAAAAAAAAAUGAUCUAUCUGCAGGAUGUUUAGAACAUGAAACUUGCAAAGUCUCCUUCGCACCUGAUAAAGGAUUUGUAGAUGCAUCUGCAAAUUUGUCUCCAGAGUUAUGUGUUGAAGAUCAUAGUACACUUGGAAGCCUUGGAUUGUCUAUUGAAAGGUCCUUUGAAGCAUUCCGUCCACUUCAAACAGGUAAUAUCAGUUCUAAUAACAUCAUUUCAGAUGGUGAAGCUGUGGCUGCCGCAUCUCGGAGACCAGCUUCCUUGCCUUUAGAACCUACUCAUGUAAGAGCGGGAGGUGAUCUGAAGUCAUGUGAUCCUGCCGUUCUUAUUUUAGAUGAAAAUAAGGAUGUGGAAGAGCCCUCAAAAGCCAAGGAACAACUUGAGAAUAUUUUUGUUCCUGAUGACUCUCAUAUUCCUGUUUCUACAGCAAUGAAGCAUGAUGGGCCGAAGAGACCAUCACCCCCAUACGAAGCCAAUCCUGUUCGAAGAUGGCUGGAAUUACUCAAGUGCGCACAGAGGAAGAAUUGGAAGAUGCCAUUACGAAGGCCACUGAGGAGCAGAAAGACAGCUUGUGCUUUAUUGAGGUCAUGGUGCAUAAAGAUGAUACAAGCAAGGAGCUCCUGGAGUGGGGAUCAAGAGUCUCGGCAGCCAACAGUCGCCCUCCAAAUCCACAAUAGCCUGUUGAGUUCGCCACAAAAAUCUGGUUACAUGUAAUCGCUGCUAGGGAAAAGAACGUCUGUGUCAGAAUUCGAAAAGGCAGGGGUUCACUCGAUGAGAGGGAAACUGCUUAUGCCCCUUUUGUUCCUCAAGCAGUUCUUCCUUCGAGCUAUACUGCUAGAGAGAGAGAUGUUAGUGCUGAUAAAACAUCUGAACAGCGUGCUCUGCUUGUGGAAUCUAGAAGAAACAGGUUGUAGAUCUGUGUAUCGGAAGAGCCGUGUGGCAGCAGUUUCUUCAGAGCUUAUCUGUCCUCUCACUUGCAGCCCAUUCCCUUCUGUUGGCAUCCCCUCCUGCACCUGCGACGAUGACCCAUGCCCAACACUCGAACCUGAAGGAGAAACUCAAGCACAAUCCCCUUGUCACUCACGGAGCGCACCAAACGAGCUGGACAAAAUGGAAGAGCAGAGAUUUGAUAGAGCGAGCUGCUCAGGUAUCUUCUGGAAUAGAAGAAGCUGCCAUAGAGAACACCAAUGCAAUUCAGAGAUAAAUGCUUGAUUUGGCUUUUGCUUGUGAAUAAUCCAGUUCAUAGAAUCGCAAUGAGAGAGAUGACUGGCUAUUGUUUUUUUAGUGGCUUGCCCCAUUAUACAUCUUCUGUGCUUCAGCUAUGUAUAUGUUAUUUGCUUUCUCUUGGUAUUUCAGUAGUCAGCUGCAGCCUCCAAAUCUUUCAGGUAAUUUGAAGGUUAGGAUUGAUGGUCUUGUAGUUUGUUGUAAAUUAUUGUAUCAGGUCCAUGCCUUUAUUUGUUGGCAAAUCAUUGGAUUUCUGAUUACAUUCAGUAAUCAAACCAGCAAUAGUUUCUUAUCACUUAAUGUAGCAAGUUUGAGUUGCCUA